AAAAUUAAAGAAGGACUGAAUAGGGAAUUCAGGGAAUGGAGUACAUUAGUCGCACAAUUGACAACCAUUUCUGAACCCUCAUUAAGUCCAAAACGAUCCAGGAAGAUUAAGAUGUUCACUACACUAGAAAGAAUUCAAGAUACUGAAACUUCCGAAGAGAAAAAUAAAGCCACAAGUUCCGGAACGAAGACUAGGAAAUCCACUAAAAACAUUAAAGAGAAAGAAACAAUCAA
Molecule: messenger RNA, 233 nt
Organism: Ambispora gerdemannii
Lineage: Eukaryota; Fungi; Glomeromycota; Glomeromycetes; Archaeosporales; Ambisporaceae
Source: the annotation of a GenBank genome assembly